This is a messenger RNA of Sungouiella intermedia, 1008 nucleotides long. NCBI's taxonomy places the organism in Eukaryota, Fungi, Ascomycota, Pichiomycetes, Serinales, Metschnikowiaceae. The record is from the annotation of a GenBank genome assembly.
AUGGAGUUUACUGAUCCAGUUCUUAAUCAACAGGAGACUCCCGAUAAAAGCCAAGAGGGAGAUAAUGGAACAAAAUUACAAACUCAAGAUGCAAUUGAACGCUUGGAAGGUGAAAUUGAUGCUGCAUAUUCAAUGAUUGAAUCCAAGUUCUCCUCAUUGUGGGCCAACGCUUCACAAAGUGCUCAGGGAAUACAAGAAAAGGUGAACUUCGAAAAUAGGAAGAAGGAUUUGAUCAAUCAAAUGAAUAACGCUAGACAAAACAUCAACAAUAGCAAAGUUGUUCAAGAGAAUGUGGAGUCCAUUGAAAGGCAAUUGAAAGACUUAGGUGACCAUGUCAAAUCACUUGAGCCCAAUAUUGAUAUCAAGUCUCUUUCAUCACAGGCAAACAAAGCAUUAGACUCAUUGGACUCUAAGUUGGAAAUGGUGGAACAACAAGCGGGAAAAUUUGUUAGUCUGUUCGCUUCGUUUUUCUCCAACAUCAUUACCAUUGACAACCCGAAAGAAGCGCCCAAUGAAGAAGAAGGACCCGUACUGAGUCUGAAGCUUCCAGGUGCUGCUUACAACUCAACACGCUUUGAUACCGACUUGUUCAAGUUGCAUACAUCCGACAGCUUUUAUUUGGACGAGGCUCCAGACGAUAAAGGAUGUUCUGUCUUUGAUAUCGAGAAUAAAACGGACGAAAUAAGCGAGUUGCUAAGGAAGUAUCCAGACACCUUGGAGAAAACAAUGAAUAGACUCGUACCAGUUCAAAUUUCUUAUCAACAAUUCUGGUACCGUUACUUCAAACAAGAACUGAAGCUCAAAGAGAACGAGCAAUCCAGAAAGGAGCUCUUGGCUAAGAAUGAGGAUGGAAAGAGACUAAGCGUUGAACACUUUUCCGAUGAUGAUGAGGAAGAAAACUUUACUUGGGAUGACGAUGAUGAUGAAGAUGAUGAAGAAGAACAAGUAGAUGAAGAUGGGGGAGAUGACGAAGAAGAGAAAGUUGAAGUUGAAGGCGAAUCCCAUUAA